Molecule: messenger RNA, 1080 nt
Organism: Linum tenue
Lineage: Eukaryota; Viridiplantae; Streptophyta; Magnoliopsida; Malpighiales; Linaceae
Source: the annotation of a GenBank genome assembly
GCGUGGCGGUCGGGGCUGGGAUUCGUGUAAUGCUGCUGCUGGGUAGAAGAAGAAGAAGAGUCAAACCUUUUCCAGAACAGGGGAAAUUAAAUUCCCCUUCCUCCCUAUCCUUAUCUUCUUUGCCGCUCUGAUUUCUGUUCGAGAUCGAGUGGAUUCGGGGGAAAGUCAGUUCCUUCCUAGAGAUCUGAAGUUGCAGAGGAAUCUGCCAUAAUUUCCUUUUUUGGGGUUUGUGGUGUUUGUUUUCCUUGUAACCGGCGGCAGAGGCAGCCAAAAAAAAAGAAGAGAUGAUGAGAAUGAAGAAUAAACCACCGACGGCGGCCGGGGGCUCACCAGAUUCCAUGGGAGCAGAGUGGGAGAUGAGACCCGGCGGAAUGCUGGUUCAGAAGCGAAACCCGGAUUCCGAUCACAGGUCCAUUCCUCCACCGACAAUUCGGGUCCGGGUCAAGUACGGGUCAACCUACCACGAAAUCAACAUCAGCUCUCAAGCUUCUUUCGGGGAGCUGAAGAAGAUGUUGACCGGACCGACUGGGCUACACCAUCAAGACCAGAAGCUGAUUUACAAAGACAAAGAACUUCGAACCCAGUUGAGAAAGACGGAGAGAAUUAGAGAAAUGGGACCUUGACAUCAUGAACGCCCUUGAAAUGGAGCCUGGAACCAACGUCGAAGGAGGUCUUAAUGAGCGCAUUCUGCUCUUCAACAUCGUAAUGAAUAGAGAGAUUCUUCGAGACGAGCGAAAUCUGAGGCUCGGAAAAUUCCCGUUUGCCGUUGUUCUGAAACGUGAGCUUGAGCUUCGCGAAGCUGUCGAGCAGCUUGCAGGAGACCUUGUGGAAGAACACGGAGCUGUCGCUGUCGAACUCUGUGGUCACCCUCAAAGCAGGCCUCCUGGAUAGCACGGAGAUGAACUGCGGGAGUGGCUCCGGGGGAACGUCAGUCGGCGGCGGCGGCGGUUGUUGUGGUGACGCCGAAGGAUCUGCGGGUGAGAAACCGGGGAAGAAAAAAUUAGGGCUUGGAUUAGGUUGAUGGGAGAGUAUUAGGGGAGGCGGAGAGGAGGAAGAGGAAGAAGAAGGUGGAGGAGAAGC